GAAGAACUAUAAAGAAGCAUUGACGUCGAUAAUUUUCCCAUGAGAGAAAUUUUUGUUUAGUUCUCUGCCAAACACCCCCCCAUUUUCCUCUGCUCUCUCGAAAUAAGCAACAGACUGGCUCUCUUCUCUUCUGGAAAAACACGAGCAAAUCGUGAUUUAUUUCUAUAUUCACCUUCACCACUCAAACCCACAAGUUUGACGGCGCCCAACGCCCGAGUCCUCUUUGCAGGAUGAACCCGUCUAAGACGCGAAUCACCCCGAACUCUUUUCUCACCAAAGUUGGCAGCUCGAAGGAUGGGGAUCCGGUCUUAGUGUACUUCAUACCCGGCAAUCCGGGCGUUGUAUCGUAUUAUCAUUAUUUUCUGUCUCUUGUCGCGUCAAAUCUUUCCUCUUCCUCGCCUUCAGAUGCCUUUGCGUCUCUGGCAUCUGCGCAGCUAGAAAAGCGAACCGGAUCGCACGAAGGGGACGGAGACAGCACUCCACGGAGCAGCGGCAGCAGCACGCGCAGCGGGCAUAAUAGUAGCGACGAGAGCCCCAUUCGUAAACUCAAGAUCGCGGGCCGCAAGAAGAGCAAAAAGGGCACCGGCACCGAUAGUGAGAAAUCCGAUCAUGAAUCUCUAAGCUCGAGGAAGCGUGAGCUGUGGAACUAUCCUAAUACUAAUUCCGAUGAAUCAUUUAUAAUUACGGGCAGGUCUCUGGCGGGGUUUGAGAUUGAGGAUGCCUCUUCUUAUAUUUCUUCGUAUUUGACUACGUUUUCGUCAACGGACACUAUUCACUCGCUGUCAUCCCAGGUGGAGUACGUGGAGAGCAAUCUAGCAAAGUUUGUCCGCAAGUAUCAGGACAAGAUCACGACCGCUGCGACUGCCGUCGCUCUGGCUGCCGGACAGGAGAAAGAUGCGGUUAAGGUGCGAAAGCCACGGCCAAAGGUCAUCCUUCUAGGCCAUUCAAUGGGCGCAUAUAUCUCUAUGGAAUUAUUAAGGAGGAGAAGAGAAAGGGAGAAAGCAAGGGCUACUCGAGAAAAAGAAAGAAACGGGCCGCUUUCAGAUCAUAGUAAUAGCGAUGGCGAGGAGGAUGUCGAGAUGGAUAUCAUUGGGGCUCUCAUGCUGUUUCCCGCAGUGGUUGACAUUGCGAAGUCACCAUCAGGAAAGAGAAUGACUACACUUGGAUACAUUCCAUGGCUGGAUGUUAUUACCAGUCUAGCAGUCAAAAGUCUGAUUUCCGUGACACCUGCUCCAGUAAUACGUCGCUGGGUCCGUCAUACUAUGAAGGAUCCUCCAGAGGAUGCUCUUGAUACCACGAUUGCGUUCCUGAAAAGUAGAACAGGAAUCAGGCAAGCCCUGCACCUUGCUGUAGAGGAAAUGGAGCAGAUUGGUCCCGACAAGUGGAGUGACGAAAUCUGGGGAAUAUCCGAGCAAAAUAAGCCAUCGGAUGAUGUCGAGUCACACCUUACAAAGCUGGUCUUUUAUUUCGGUCGUAACGACCAUUGGGUGGCUGAGAAGACGAGAGAUGAGAUUAUUCAAGCACGAUCCUCUAAGGGUGGCCGUGGGCCGAAGAUGAUCGUCUGCGACGAUGGUAUUGAGCAUGGGUUUUGCAUUCGCCAUAAUGAGAUCAUGGCGGAUAAAGUCUCUGGGUUCAUAAGAGACAUCAUAAACGAUUAUAGGGCAAGGAAAUAAUUCCUGGAGAGUUAGAAAUUCUGUACUUGUAGUCCGCAUCAAGCAUCAGGUAUGUCUAUAGAGUA
Molecule: messenger RNA, 1738 nt
Organism: Coccidioides posadasii C735 delta SOWgp
Lineage: Eukaryota; Fungi; Ascomycota; Eurotiomycetes; Onygenales; Onygenaceae
Biological process (GO): lipid storage
Cellular component (GO): lipid droplet
Molecular function (GO): lipase activity
Source: RefSeq, a predicted model, not a curated record